Scaptodrosophila lebanonensis is the source of this 1675-nucleotide messenger RNA. Its product is annotated as E3 ubiquitin-protein ligase RNF19A-like. NCBI's taxonomy places the organism in Eukaryota, Metazoa, Arthropoda, Insecta, Diptera, Drosophilidae. Gene Ontology annotation, biological process: positive regulation of proteasomal ubiquitin-dependent protein catabolic process; ubiquitin-dependent protein catabolic process; protein polyubiquitination. Gene Ontology annotation, molecular function: ubiquitin protein ligase activity; zinc ion binding; ubiquitin conjugating enzyme binding. The record is from RefSeq and is a predicted model, not a curated record. The coding region runs from base 16 to 1389 and encodes 457 amino acids. Gene Ontology annotation, cellular component: ubiquitin ligase complex; cytoplasm. The transcript has 8 exons.
CGUAUCAUAAAGACUAUGAGAGGUGAAAUGUCAAAGUGCACAGAAUCAGUGGACAGUUUUUCAGUGCGAGCAAUAAUUCUGAGAACAUGUCGACUUACAGAAGGUGGCCGAACUAAAAAAAAGGAUGUGGAGUGCGGAUCGGUUAAAGCGGAAAAUAUUCAAUUGGAAACAAAUGAUGCUCCUUUCACCACUACUAUUAAAUUACCCAAUGACCAGUGUCUCACCGGAGGGUCUAAUAAAAAUGAAUUGCUUUGUAAUAUUUGUUUUAUAAAUGAGUGUUCAGAAAUCGCGUUUUUUCAGCUGGUGAUAUGUGGACAUAAAUUUUGCGUUGAAUGCCUAAUCAAAUACAUCGGGCAUGAAAUCACAUGUCCACAGUGUUCAUGUGAAAUACAUCCCAAUGAUAUCGAACUUAUACUGCAUGAUCUUAUUGAUAUUAAAUCUAAAUACCAGGACUUCAUGAUAAGAAGGUACCUAGUAUCGGAUCCUGAUAGUCGAUGGUGCCCAGCUCCAGACUGCAAUUUUGCUGUGAUUGCUACGGGCUGUGCGUCGUGCCCAGAAAUUCAAUGCGGUCGCCCUACAUGCGGAAUGAGUUUUUGCUAUCACUGUAAAGACAUAUGGCAUCCAGAUCAAACAUGCGACGCAGCUCGAAGUUCACGUCAAGCAUUUUUUAAUAGAUCAUCAAUUAACUUUAUUCAAGAUUCAGGAGGAACCGACGAAAUAAAGCCAUGCCCCAGAUGUCGAGUUUUAAUUGUUAAAAUGAAUGAUGGAUCGUGUAAUCAUAUGGCAUGCUCCCUAUGUGGUGCUGAGUUUUGUUGGCUUUGUAUGAAAGAAGUUAGUGAUCUGCAUUACCUAAGUCCUUCAGGUUGCACCUUUUGGGGGAAAAAGCCUUGGUCUCGUAAAAAAAAAGUUAUUUGGCAACUUGGCACUCUUAUUGGAGCUCCAAUCGGAAUAGCCCUUCUUGCCGGAAUUGCGGUGCCAUCAAUUCUUAUUGGCAUUCCUGUUUGGGUAGGAAGGAAGCUACUAACUCGGUAUAAGGCAGCAUCAAAAAGGAAAAGAAAUAUAUCAGUUGGUGUUGGAGUAGCAGCUUCGAUUCUUCUUGCACCAAUAUUAGCUGGCUUAGCUAUAGCUGUGGGAGUUCCAAUAUUGCUAUUUUAUGUUUAUGGCAUUGUUCCAGUCUCACUUAUACGUGCUGGCUGUGCAAAUGUUAGCGACGGGGACCAUAUUGUUGAUGACAACUCGAGCACUUACCGAACAAAAUACAAAGUUGAGAGUACAUGUGCUGAGCGCACAUCUAAAAAUGGAGACACCAUUACAGAGGAUAAAGGCCUAACUACGAACUCAAAAGACUCCCACAAGAAUCAAAAAGCCCAUACAGCUACAACUCAAUAAUUAUAAAUUGUUACUAAAGUACAUCUUACAGUUAAAUGUUUUGGAGAAUAAAAAUGUAAUGCAACUGCUUCUAAGGGUACAAACAUAGGCUUCAGCUUCGUCUCAGCGCUUACUAUGUUUGUACCCUAAGUUAAUAAAUAUUUUAUAAUACUUGACGUUUACAUAGAUACAAACAUAGACAAGAACACUGUAGAUAUGAUUAAAAUGAUAGACAAGAGGUUAUUGUAUCAUUUUUUUGUAAAAUGUCUAUUUACAAAAUAAAUAUACAAAGUAUAUAUGUACAGUA